GUGUCUCAGAACACAAUACUUACAAGUUUCAUGACAUUUUCAUGAAUACCUGAUGGUUUCAUGACUUUACUGCCUCAAAGCUGCAUCUUCGUAUUUUUAUGCAAGGACCUUACACUGCCCCUUUAAUUAAAAAAAAAAAAAACAAUGUCUAUAAUGUCACCAGAUAUGUCUGUGUCCAAUCAAAUGAGGGCCCAAAGUGGGUGUGGCCUUUUCUCUUGGGGUGAAGCAUCCUUUUCAGGCUGCCAAGCUGCAUGGGACACAGUGCCACAAAUCGGAGAAUGCUUGUCUGAUGACAGUGACAGUGAGUCUGUGGAUCAGGAUGAGGAUGAAGUUGUAGUUGAAAAUCCAAGCCUACCUCGGUGGAGAACACCCCACAAUGCAUUCUAUGCUCACCCAGAAUGGCAGGGCCGUAAUAUUUUUAAUGAUAUUAUGUCCCCCCUUGAGUAUUUUCAGCAUUUUUUCUCUGAAGACAUUCUUCAGGAUAUAGUAGGGCAGUCAAAUUUGUAUGCCAUACAAUGUGACCCAAACAAGCCCCUUAACCUCAGUACCCAGGAACUGGAGCAGUUCCUGGGUACUGUGGUCUACAUGUCAUUGUUUGGAUUACCAGGCACCCGCAUGUUUUGGAACAAGGCCUGCCGAGUGUCCCAGGUAGCCGAUACAAUGACACUCAAUAGAUGGGAGGCCAUCAAAAAAGCCCUGCACUUCAAUAACAAUGAAGAGAGGCAGGAGGAAAAUGAUCCAAUAUAUAAGCUUCGACCAUUGGUUACUCAUCUAAACUCCAAACUGACGUCCAUCCCAAUGAGCGAGAAUCUGGUUGUUGAUGAGCAGAUGGUUCCAUUCAAGGGAAGAAGCAGGAUCAAGCAAUACCUGCCAUCAAAACCAAAGAAAUGGGGUUAUAAGUUACUCGUCCUGGCUGGCUCCGACGGUGUCCCCCAUAACUUUGAAAUCUAUACAGGAAGAGUUGUGCAACCCCCUGAGCUGGCAGAUAUAGGAGCAAGCGGCAAUGUGGUCCUCCGCCUGGCCCAGCCUAUACCAAAGCACGAGAACUACAAGCUCUUCUUUGAUAACUGGUUCACGAGUGUCCCUCUUGUGCUCACACUGGCACAACAGGGAAUUCACAGCAUUGGUACUGUCCGUUGCAACCGACUACCAGGGGUCAGCUUGAUGAGCGAUGCUGAGCUGAAGAGAACAGGACGUGGAUCCUUUCAGCAGAAGAUGGCCAUGGUUGGAGAAACCACCUUGCAUGUUGUCAAAUGGUAUGAUAACCGCUCAGUCACUAUUCUGAGUGACUACACUGGAGCCCACCCAGUCACAGAGGUUCAGAGGUGGGAUCGCAAGAAGAAGAUGCUCCUCAAAGUCCCCCGCCCUGCUGUGGUGAAGAUUUACAACAAGAAUAUGGGUGGAGUGGAUCUUCUUGACUCCCUUAUUGCACUGUACCGCACAAAAAUUAGAUUAAAAAAAUGGUACCGCCGUCUGGUGUUCCACUUCUUGGAUUUAAUCGUUGUGACCGCCUGGCUGCUUUACUGAAGAGAUUGUGAAGGGAACGGAAUGACGAAGAAGGACCAAAUGAAGCUUUACACCUUCAAAUCCUACAUCGCUGAAGGCCUUCGCAGGAAAGGUCGUCCCAGUUCCACAAUUGCUGGUGAGUACGAGGAGAAGAGGACCUGCUGCUCCCAUUCCAGUCCCUGAUGUGCGCCUUGAUGCCACAGCCCACUGGAUGAUAAUGGUUGAAAAGAAGGGGAGAUGCAAAGUACCAGGGUGCACAGGUACACCAAAAGCCAAGUGCCAGAAAUGUGGUGUCCACCUCUGCUUCACAUCCAGCAAUAACUGCUUCUUGAGGUUCCACACAGAAUAGGACAUGUGUUCACGUGACUGGACUGUGAAUGGGACAGAAUAGGACAUGUGUUCACGUGACUGGACUGUGAAUGGGACAGAAUAGGACAUGUGUUCUUUGUCACUGAUUCAAACCCUAACCCACACAAACUCAAACACACUAAACACAAGCGCGGACACACACACACACACACGUUAAUUGAAUGUUUAAAUGAAUUUACAUGUUUUGUAUGUGGA
This is a messenger RNA of Cyclopterus lumpus (lumpfish), 2070 nucleotides long. Its product is annotated as piggyBac transposable element-derived protein 3-like. NCBI's taxonomy places the organism in Eukaryota, Metazoa, Chordata, Actinopteri, Perciformes, Cyclopteridae. Bases 145 to 1527 code for a protein of 460 amino acids. The transcript has 2 exons. The record is from RefSeq and is a predicted model, not a curated record.